GCCGCUCUCUCCCUCAAUGAUCAUUUGUGACAGGGAGAUCGUUGGUUUGCACGCACAAUCGCCGCGAAUUCGAGAUAGGAUGGGAAACGUGUUUCUAGCGACAAAGCUUUCCACCACUACGGUCAACCCAUGCCACGCCCACCGAUGCAUCGCCGCACCAGUCUCGAUUAUACCAAAGACAGUCGAACAUCACAGCGCCCAAGCCACCAGAGUAAAGUCUUUUCAGGAGAGACGCAAUCAGAAGACAAUCAGCGAUAGGAAGCGAAUCGUUGCUUCUCAAAAGUUCAAUCGCCAGGUACUCACAAAAUCGGUGCCUCUGCAAAUGACUAGACUGGUAUGCGGCGUGCCUCAUCAACGACAUGGGCUGCGCGAGCGGACGGGAACGAUCCGCUCGCUUCAUGCAACCACUGAAGCCCGUCGCCUGCUUGUCUUCUUUGGGCGAGCGGUCAGUGUUUGGUGGCUCACCAGCAAGUCUGUUACAUGCCGUAUUGAGAACAGAGGCCGUGGCGAUCGUUGUCAGAUGAAACAGUCUUACAGCGGACUGAUCUUCGUCUGAGGGGCUUCGCGGUGGGAAAGGCUAGUGAGGAAUCCGCCGCGGAUCUUCCUGGCGCGAUGCUCACCUACUGCUCGGAGGUGACAGACACGGAAGGUCGCUGGCCUAAAUUCGCCUUUUACCCACCUGGCGAUCGCCUCCAUCAUGAGAGGACGUUGAGAAUUCUUGUUUUUGCCUCGGAAGCAUGAUCAAGGACGCACCGUCAAAAGAUCGUCACUAAUGCACCCCUGCUCAUCCCGUCUUGAACCCUACGUCCCUGAGAAUUGCCUCAGUUCCAAGGGGAAAAGAUACUGACAUUCGGAAUCAUCGACUGAGUUUCAAAGACUAGACAAGCCGAGCCCGAAGAGUUCAGAUGGUGCGCCCAAUCAACGUCAUCUUUGGGCCUACUCUGUGCACUCACUCAGGGAGCCACUUACCUUACUUCACGCUCUCUCUCUCU
Messenger RNA from Colletotrichum phormii, 992 nucleotides. RefSeq lists its product as uncharacterized. The transcript has a single exon. The record is from RefSeq and is a predicted model, not a curated record. NCBI's taxonomy places the organism in Eukaryota, Fungi, Ascomycota, Sordariomycetes, Glomerellales, Glomerellaceae. The coding region runs from base 17 to 556 and encodes 179 amino acids.